AUGGAGCUCGUCACAACUCUGGCCAGCUGGUUUACGCCGACGACUCUCUUCCUCCUCCUCAAUUUCACCAUCGGCACCAUUUUCUUCACCAACCGGUUCGGUUCCGGUUCCAAGAAACACCAGCCGCAUCAAGAUGGCUUCGGGUCGGGUCAUGCCCAUGCUUCGGCGCCGUUGGCCAGAGCUCCCUCGCUCAUAGACAGAGUCAAGUCCAUCAACUUCAGUCUCUACAAUUCUCCUUCCCCAGAAUCCGAGAUCCACUUCUACGAGUCGGAUUCUCGCCCGAAUCCGCCACCUUCUCUUCUGGAUCGGGUCAAAUCCAUCAACAUGCCUUACUUCAGGUUCCCGCAGCACAAUUCCGAAGGCGACUACGCUGCUUACGCGCUGAUGACCCGACCCGAAGAGACGAACCGGGUCGACCCGAUCGACAAGAUCCCGGAAGAUGACGUACCGGCCCAACCUAGAGUUGGAGCUCCAUCUCUCUUGCAGCGGGUAAAAUCCAUCAAACUCCCGUCCUUGUACAGAACCGAGCCAGAUCCGGUUUCCGAAGAGCAGAAGCCGGCGAGGACGAAGUCGGAAUCGAGUAAACCGGCGAUGAAGAAUAAGAAGAAGAAAGCGGUGAAGAAGAUGACGAAAUCGGCUAGUGAGAAAGCCGGCGUCGGAUACCUCGGCGGUGAGGGGGAGACGGUUGCAGCCGUGGAAAAGAGGCGGCCGGAGACGACGAGAAUAGAGGGAACGACGUCGAUCGGCGAGGAAGAAGAAGGUGUCGACGAUAAAGCCUCCGAUUUCAUCAACAAGUUUAAGCAGCAGCUUAAGCUACAGAGGCUAGAUUCGUUUCUACGGUACAGGGAGAUGCUCAAGAACGACUAA
Molecule: messenger RNA, 867 nt
Organism: Thlaspi arvense
Lineage: Eukaryota; Viridiplantae; Streptophyta; Magnoliopsida; Brassicales; Brassicaceae
Source: the annotation of a GenBank genome assembly